GGUGGUCUCAGAUUGCAGCACGUUUGCCUGGACGUACUGAUAAUGAAAUUAAAAAUUUCUGGAAUUCUACAAUAAAGAAGAGGCUCAAGAAUAUUUCAUCAUCAUCAUCAAGAUCACCAAAUACAAGUGAUUCAUCAAUGGAUCAAGCAAGAGAUGGCAUUAAUGGACGGUUGAUAUCAAAUCAAGAACACAACAUGAUGGGGGCGUGCAUGCACCCAUCAUCUUCUUCUUCAGCUUUAUCGUCAUCAACAUGGCAGCUGCCAAACAUGGCCUUAAAUCCCAUGAAUCUUGAUCCAAUAUUGCCUAUUAUUGAUCAGCCGCCGACAGGCAUUGCCGGGUCGUACUUUGAUGUACAACCAUGCAAUGCGCAAGGUGGGAUGUUUGGUGGGAACAUUGACUUUGAAGGACAGUUUAUGGUUCCACCAUUAGGGAGUGUAAACAUUGAACAGAGUGGCAGAAUGGGAAAUUCAGUCGAAAAGAGUAAUGCUAACGUCAUGAAUAAUAUGAAUAAUAUAAUUAACUAUAAUCAAUUCAAUAAUAAUAAUAAUAAUAACAUAAACAACAAAUUAGGAGAAAAUAAUGUGAGAAUUGAGGGUUUGUGUUGGGAAGGAGAUGAACUAAGAAUGGCUAUGGGAGAAUGGGAUUUAGAGGAGUUAAUGAAGGAUGUUUCCUCGUUUCCUUUUCUCGACUUUCAAGUACAGUAAACAAGUACACUGAACAGAACAGUAAUGAUCUCGGAAACAAACGAAUAUUUCACAAUUUUCAUUUUUUUUU
Molecule: messenger RNA, 774 nt
Organism: Olea europaea var. sylvestris
Lineage: Eukaryota; Viridiplantae; Streptophyta; Magnoliopsida; Lamiales; Oleaceae
Product: putative mediator of RNA polymerase II transcription subunit 15
Exons: 1
Coding region: 138-704 (188 amino acids)
Source: RefSeq, a predicted model, not a curated record